This is a messenger RNA of Nannospalax galili (Upper Galilee mountains blind mole rat), 2202 nucleotides long. It is a transcript of the gene Myot, whose product is annotated as myotilin. Gene Ontology annotation, cellular component: plasma membrane; axon. The record is from RefSeq and is a predicted model, not a curated record. Lineage: Eukaryota; Metazoa; Chordata; Mammalia; Rodentia; Spalacidae. The transcript is spliced from 10 exons. Gene Ontology annotation, molecular function: cell-cell adhesion mediator activity. The coding region runs from base 274 to 1758 and encodes 494 amino acids. Gene Ontology annotation, biological process: axon guidance; homophilic cell-cell adhesion; dendrite self-avoidance.
CUAGAUUAGUCUGAGGGAAGGAGAUGCCUCUUCCUUCCCCUCAAUAGUGGGCCGAGCCCAGCUGGCACUCUCUGGAGGUAAGGGAACAAUAUUCUUCAAGAGAAGUCCACUCUGCCAAAGCCAGAAGCACAACAUUCUCAAGAUCUCAGCCAGGAGGGGCAGACCAAGGUUGCUUCUGUCUUCUUGCAGCCUCCCAUAAUUCCAGACUUGCUGCGCCAUAGUCAGGACACUACCCUUCCAGGAGCAAAUUCAUCUUCCACAGACCAGCUAAUCAUGUUUAACUACGAACGUCCAAAACAUUUCAUCCAGUCCCAAAACCCCUGUGGCACCAGACUGCAGCAUCCAGGACCUGAAGCCUCCAGCUUCUCUAGCCAGACCAAACAGUCUUCUAUCAUCAUCCAGCCCCGCCAGUGCACAGAGCAGAGGUUUUCCGCCUCCUCCACAGUGAGCUCUCACAUCACCAUGUCUUCCUCUGCUUCCCAGCAGCAUGCUGGCUCCAACCCAGGCCAAAGGGUUACUGCCACCUAUAACCAGUCCCCAGCCAGCUUCCUCAGCUCCAUAUUACCAUCUCAGCCUGAUUACAAUACCAGUAAAAUCCCAUCCACUGUGGACUCCAACUAUCAACAAUCUUCAGUUGGCCAACCUGUAAAUGCCAUGUCAUCCCAAACUGCAAAUGCUAAGCCCGCACCAAGGACACCUGACCACGAAAUCCAAGGAUCAAAAGAAGCUUUGAUUCAAGAUUUGGAGAGAAAACUGAAAUGCAAGGACACCCUUCUCCAUAACGGAAAUCAAAGGCUGACCUAUGAGGAGAAGAUGGCUCGCAGAUUGCUAGGACCGCAGAAUGCAGCUGCCGUGUUUCAGGCUCAAAAUAAUGAUGCACGAGAUUCCCCACAGCAGCACAACUCAGAACAUGCACGACUGCAAGUUCCUACAUCACAAGUAAGAAGUAGAUCAUCUUCACGAGCAGAUGCAAAUGACCAGGAUGCCAUUCAGGAGAAGUUUUACCCACCACGCUUCAUUCAAGUGCCUGAAAAUAUGUCAGUUGAAGAAGGAAGAUUCUGCAGAAUGGACUUCAAAGUUAGUGGACUGCCUGCUCCUGAUGUGUCAUGGUACCUAAACGGGAGACCAGUUCAAUCAGAUGAGUUGCACAAAAUGAUAGUGUCUGAAAAGGGUUUUCACUCACUCAUCUUUGAAGUGGUCAGAGCUUCUGACGCAGGGGUUUAUGCGUGUGUGGCCAAGAACAGAGCUGGAGAGGCCACCUUCACGGUACAGCUGGAUGUCCUUGCAAAAGAGCAUAAAAGGGCACCAAUGUUUAUCUACAAACCACAGAGCAAAAAAGUUUUUGAGGGAGACUCAGUGAAACUGGAAUGCCAGAUCUCUGCUAUUCCUCCACCAAAGCUGUUCUGGAAAAGGAAUAAUGAGAUGGUCCAGUUCAAUACUGACCGAAUAAGCUUGUAUCAUGAUAAUACUGGAAGAAUAACUUUGCUGAUAAAAGACGUGAAUAAGAAAGAUGCUGGGUGGUAUACGGUGUCUGCAGUUAAUGAAGCGGGAGUGACCACAUGUAACACAAGAUUAGAUGUCACAGCCCGUCCCAACCAAACUCUUCCAGCUCCCAAGCAGUUGCGUGUUCGACCAACUUUCAGCAAGUAUUUGGCGCUUAAUGGGAGAGGUUUGGAUGUGAAACAAGCUUUUAACCCAGAAGGAGAGUUUCAGCGCCUGGCAGCUCAGUCUGGACUCUACGAAAGUGAAGAGCUUUAACAACUUUAUCAACACUGGAAAACACAGCUACAGUAUUAGCAAUACAUCUGAUGACAUUGUGAAAAAAAUCCAUAGCUACAUUAACCAAUUAUGGCUUUAUUUAGGUACUACAACUAAUACACACUUGUGAUAUUGUUUAUCCUCUGACUCUUGCAUAGUCUGUCAACUUCUCUAAUCUGUGAAGUCAACAGUAAACUGGGUAUUUGGAUUUGUACUGUAGAAAACUCUUAAAAUACAGGAUCUUAACAUUUAGGUCAUGCACAUUUACAAGUUAUAAAUCAAUAAUUUUUUAAAAACAUCUAAUGCUUGCAGUAAGGUUUGCAGGUAUUGCUUAAUACAUAUUGUUUUACCUGUUUUCUCUUAUAGGAUACUAACAUGAUAUAGAUUAUCUGUGUGUUCCACAAUUUUAUGUCAAAAGAGAAUAAAAUUCAAAUAGUUAAAACA